AUGGCCGCGCUUUUGUCUCUACCACCCCUCGAUGUCCUGCGGGCCCCUUCUCUUGAGAACGCGGCUUCGAAAGGUUCAUCCUCUUCCUCCAGCUCCUCAGUACGCACUGGGAGCAGCGUCUCAGAUGCAGGGAGCUCUCCCGCUCCUCUGACUCCCUUGUCAGAUGGAGACGUCCCAUCUAUGUCAUUAGCGGUGGACUGGCACCCAGAGGCCUGCCUUUAUCUCCCCGUUCCAGGGGCCCUCGACGCGUCUCUUUUCAGGGCUUUAUUUGACAAAUAUUCGCAAGGAUCGUGUCUGGCACUCUGCCUCCCCCUUGUCCCUUCCUCCGAUGAAGAUUCGUUCAGCUUUGUGCGCGAGUCAUUCGAGACUAUGGGAAUGACCACUGGUCGUUGGUCCAGAGAAGAUCUCAACGGGGUCUCCUACUACGCUACCGUCCCUUUCGUGAGCGAAGAUGCAGACAUCGACUCUAAGGCCGCCCCUCCCUUCUUCACUGAGCAAGCAUUCUCCGACCACCAGCACGUAUUUGGCCUCGCUGGCGCCCGAUCAGUUAUUUCCAUCCCAUCCACUGAUAACAAACGCAUCCUCUAUGUCCUUGAGAAACCCACGGUAGUCUUCCCAACCCUCUCCCAGACACGGGGUUUCCUCCCCCCUGCGCUUGAGGCGCGAGCCCAAUCAUUGGUUUUGCAGCGUCCGACACCCUCGUUCCCACCCAAAGCCAACAUCCCUAACCUCGAGGAAUGGAAGAAGAUCUGGGCGGCCUGGGACCUCGUCACUUUGGGCAUGACCCCAUCGUCUAUGCUCCACCAGAAGCCGAUCGACCUGAGACACAAGUGCCUCUUCUAUAUUGGCCAUAUUCCUACUUUCCUGGACAUGCUGCUUUCGAAAUCCAUCGGCGGAGGAGCCAGCGAGCCCCAGUACUUCUGGAAGAUAUUUGAGCGCGGUAUCGACCCGCACGUCGACGACCCCGAUCACUGCCACAACCAUUCCGAGGUUCCUGAGAAGGACGAGGACUGGCCGACGAUUGACCUUAUCAUGUCCUUCCGUGACGCUGUGCGAGCUCGGCUUGCCAAGCUCUACGCAGAGCUCGAGUCUGGCGAACGAGCAUUGACGAGAAACAUCGCGAGGACGCUCGUGAUGACGAUCGAACAUGAGGCGUGGCACAUCGAGACUUUGCUCUACAUGCUCAUCCAGCGUGCUGGAACCGGCACUCUUCCUCCUCCAGGCUUUGUAACCCCUCCCUUUGCUCGGCUUUCGCAGCAAUGGGAUGUCAUCCCGCCGCCAUCGACUCCCUCUGUUCAACUUGGCCCAGCCACCAUCACCCUUGGCCACGAAGACUCAGAAGGCGACGACUUCACCGCUGACGGUAAGGCCGUCGAGGCCGACGAGUCCUUCCUCUUUCAAGAAUGGGGCUGGGACAACGAGAGCCCCGCCCGUACCGUUGAAGUGGGUGCCUUCCGCGCAGAAUGGCGCCCGAUUUCAAACAGCCAGUUCGAAGCCUACUGGCGCGGCGAGGGCAAAGACAAAGUGUCCAUGCCGAAGAGCUGGGUCCUGAGCGAGGACGGAGAGGUGCAGGUCCGCACAGUGUACGGCCCCGUGGCUAUGGAGGUGGCGAAGCACUGGCCAGUGAUGACAGCAUACGACGAUCUAGUCCAGUAUGCGCGAUGGAAGGGAGGGCGUCUGCCCACUGAGCCCGAGCUGCGGCUGUUCCUCGAUACAUACGAGGUCGGCCAUGAGAACGGCGCAAACGUUGGGUUCAGAAAUUGGCAUCCAGUACCUGCUACGACAGGUCUCGAACAAUAUGGCGGCAGGGGAUCUAACGGUGGCGUCUGGGAGUGGACUUCGACACUCUUUGACAACCACGAUGGCCUCGUACCCACCAACCUCUUCACCGGAUACUCCACUGACUUCUUCGAUACCAAGCAUCACGUUGUUCUUGGCGCUUCGUACGCUACUGUUCCCCGUCUCGCAUCACGACGCACCGUUCGCAAUUUCUGGCAGCACAAUUACCCAUAUCCAUGGGUCGGCGCGCGGGUUGUCUAUGAUCUAUAA
This is a messenger RNA of Pleurotus ostreatus (oyster mushroom), 2049 nucleotides long. RefSeq lists its product as uncharacterized. Lineage: Eukaryota; Fungi; Basidiomycota; Agaricomycetes; Agaricales; Pleurotaceae. The record is from RefSeq and is a predicted model, not a curated record. The coding region runs from base 1 to 2049 and encodes 682 amino acids. The transcript is spliced from 7 exons.